CUCCUCCUCCCAUACUCAUUGCACCUGCACUCUUCUGUUUCUCUUCUUCGUAGCUUUUCAUGGUUUCUAUCCAGGAACUGUCUUUUCUUCGCCAUGGUACUUUUCUUUUGAUACGUUCGUGGGUAUAACUAACGGUUUUCGUGUAAAAGAAAAUUUGGUUGUGUGAGAUACAGAAGGUCCAUGUUGAGGAGCAGAGUGGGAGGAGGCAUGAAUCUGCAGGUCAAUGGCCAAGCUAGCGUUCCACCAGGCUUUAGAUUUCAUCCAACAGAGGAGGAGCUCCUGCACUAUUACUUGAGGAAGAAGGUGAACUAUGAGAAGAUUGACUUGGAUGUCAUCAAAGAAGUUGAUCUCAACAAGCUUGAACCCUGGGAUCUUCAAGAGAAGUGUAGGAUUGGAUCCACGCCUCAGAGCGACUGGUAUUUCUUUAGCCACAAGGACAAGAAGUACCCGACGGGGACGAGAACCAACAGAGCAACCGCAGCAGGGUUUUGGAAGGCGACGGGGAGGGACAAGAUCAUCCACUCGAGCUCCAAACGCAUUGGCAUGAGGAAGACGCUGGUGUUCUACAGGGGCAGGGCGCCUCACGGCCAGAAGUCGGACUGGAUCAUGCACGAGUACCGCCUCGACGACAAUCUCGACUCGGCCUCUCCCGUCACAGUAACCGAGUCCAUACAGGAAGAAGGAUGGGUGGUGUGUAGAGUCUUCAAGAAGAAGAAUCACCAUUAUAAGAGGGAGGAAAGUCCAGUCGGGCCGGGGCCGCUGGCGACGAAAGUGACGGACUUGAAUUCCUGCCUCGACGGCACACUGGACCAAGUGCUGCUGUACAUGAGCCGCACAUGCAAGGAGGAUUCGCCGGAGAACAAAUUGAAGCAGCUGCACCAGUUUCAAGGCUUUCAAGCACUGGCACAGCUUCCCAACGAUGGCCCGCCGGAGCUUCGCUUGCCAUAUUUUUCCGACAUCGAAACCACCUCUUCCGCUCCGACCACGGCCGCAAACCUCUCCAGUAUUGCCGGAGACGGCCAUGACUGCACAGGGCUGAGGGCGACUGCGGCCGUGUAUACCGGGAACACGGAUCAUGUUCUUCACGACUGGACGUCUCUUGAUCGUUUCGUUGCUUCUCACCUCAAUGGUGAAGAAGAGACGUCGAGGCAACUGGCCUGCUUCAAUGGGCAGCCGACGUUCUUGUGCCAAGUGCCUGAACCCGACCUCCAUUUCCCUCCCCUCCUUCCGCAGAACAGUAGGCUGUUCGGCACCGCUACAAACGACUUGGAAAACGACAUUGACAAUUGGAGUUUGCCACGGUCAUCCACUGAUUCAGAAUUCUUGUCCUCCGGCAUUCUCUGAAUUCCAAAGCAUUUGUUGAUUGAAAAUGUGGAUGAGUCUCUUUGGCUUUUGAAAUAUGAAUGUUCAGUUUCUGUACGUGUAUUACGAACUCAGUUGAUGAGAUCGGGUAGCAUUUUCUGCUGUACUC
Molecule: messenger RNA, 1471 nt
Organism: Nymphaea colorata (pocket water lily)
Lineage: Eukaryota; Viridiplantae; Streptophyta; Magnoliopsida; Nymphaeales; Nymphaeaceae
Product: NAC domain-containing protein 43-like
Exons: 3
Coding region: 181-1344 (387 amino acids)
Biological process (GO): regulation of DNA-templated transcription
Molecular function (GO): DNA binding
Source: RefSeq, a predicted model, not a curated record